Molecule: messenger RNA, 574 nt
Organism: Cetraspora pellucida
Lineage: Eukaryota; Fungi; Glomeromycota; Glomeromycetes; Diversisporales; Gigasporaceae
Source: the annotation of a GenBank genome assembly
CAAUAACAUUAAAACACAAAAAACAAUUCAAAGUGUUAAGCCUAUUCAAGAUUUAAGCAAGUUAAUAAAAUAUAAACAAUAUAAAAAAGUAGCAACUUUUUUUUCAAAAGUAUUUUAUAAUGAAGUACAAUCAAUAUCUUAUUCAAGUGAUAAAAUAAUUCUAAAUGAAGUAAUAUUUUCAGCAAAUGAGCAACAGUUUCGAGUUAUAUAUAAUCAGCAAACUAAUGAGGAUCUAAAAGUAUUAGCCAUUGUAUAUACAAUAGAUAAGGAGCAUAUUUCUCGUAAUAUGUAUCAUGUCAUUACAAAAAUUAAACAAAAUUUAUCUAAAGAGUGGGUAAUUUUCAAAAUGAAGCAACAAAUUGAUAAUCAAAUGCAACAAGCAAUUUCAAUUCAAACUAUUAAUUUAGAUGCUAAUAUUUCACAAACUAACUUAGAAAUAAAUGAAAGUAUAAAUAUUGAUGAUUUUGAAAUAGUUGAAGAAGUUACAAAAUCAAUAGGAAAGGCAGCAUAUAGGUCUUUAAAAGAUAUUUUGUCCUAUAUUAUUCCUUCUUUAGUUCAAAAAGGAGUUCUCUGA